UUUUUCCUCCUUCGCAGCUGUUUGCCUUGGGCUUUGCUCCUUAUGAGCCUGCCCGCCGAGGAGGCGGCUUUCGACCAGCUCCGAGCCCGAGGUUCAGAUGGGGAGGAAGACGACGAAGACGAAGAGAUCGACGUUUUGGGCGAAGACGAGCGAGGAUUCCUUCGCCGGAAGGUGGGGCCGGAGGGUCCCGCCAGAGCAGGCGAGACCGAAGGAGCUGGCGGGCAGGCACGCCUUGACGGGGCUGCUGCCGUCUCCGCCACGACAGAGGACGGGCUCGCCAAGCCGCCGUACUCGUACAUAGCGCUGAUCACCAUGGCUAUUCUGCAGAGCCCGCAGCAAAAGCUGCCGCUGAGCGGCAUCUGCGCCUUCAUCCGCGGACGCUUUCCUUAUUACCGGCGGCGCUUCCCUGCUUGGCAGAACUCCAUCCGCCACAACCUCUCGCUCAACGACUGCUUCGUCAAGGUGCCCCGCGAGCCCGGCAGCCCGGGCAAAGGCAACUACUGGCGCCUCCACCCGGCCUCGCAGGACAUGUUUCACAACGGCAGCUUCCUCCGCCGCAGGAAGCGCUUCAAGCGGCCCCUGGCGGCGACUUUGCCCGCUGCCGCCGCCGUCCCCCACAGCGGGAUCGUACUUUUCCCGCCUCUGCCACCGCCACCUUCUUGCACCCUGCUCCACCCAGCGGCCGCCUCCCUGCCCUCCUACGUGCUGCCGCCACCGCCGUUUCUGCCGCCCGAAACGAAAGGGGCAGUGUGCUCCUUGCAGGCGGGGAAGCGGCACAAGGGCUCAGAGAAGGAAAACGCGCGGGCUCAGACCGAGGUCGGCAGCGGCAGGUGUUCCUUCAGCAUCGAGAGCAUCAUGACGGGCUCGCAAGCAGCUCCUGCCGUCGUACAGUUAAGCACGUUGAUCCCGACCCCGCUCGCUGCCACAUGGAGUCGCUGCCCGGCUUUGCUGCCCCGCCCUCAGCAGCGUCUCUUCCCGGCCUCGAGGAGGACCUUGCCGGUGUCUCAUACUAGCCGCAGCCUGCCAGCACUCCUCACAGGCCAUCCGCAGUUGAUCCCCGUCACGGAAGGAACUUCAGACUCCUUUUAAAUCUGUCUGUCCUUUCUUCUCCACAGCUCCGCCUCGGACAUGAGCGCUUUUGGCACCUGUCAUAUCUAGUACACGAUCUGAGCGCCACGCUCAGUGCUUUGCGUGUCUCUGCACAUAAGCAGGCCGCUCUGGAGCUCGGCCCUCCGAUUUAUAAGAAAGUCGAGCGAUUCUGCAAGAACUUGGACCUUUCCAGCUUCUAGAGGCAGUCAUAGUUGCAUAAACUAUGUCGACACCCCCAUCUCUUGCAGUUCACGCUGGGAUUUGCGAUUUUGUCACUCAAGGAAUCGGUGAAAAGUUUACAGUGCCAAUUUGUUUUAUUGGCGAAAGAAAGACUGUCUUAGUGUUUCUUGAUGUUUUCAAACAACACAGUCUUGGGAUACCAUAAGCAGGGGGUAGACAAUCUGGAACCUUCCAGGUGUUUUAGGCAACUCCCUUAGGUGUGCCAGGCAGAACCACAAAUGAUGGGGAAUCAUUGGGAGUUAUAAAAAACACUUGGGGAGCACCAGGGUGCCUGUCCCUCCCGUAAUGAACAAUCCCUGUCUGGGUCAUACUAGGAGUUGUAGAGCAUUUCUCUUCAAACAGGCAUAGGGUUGUGCCUUACAGACAAAUUUAAUUUGUGUAUUUUUGGCAUAGAUUGUAAUCCGUCUUUCCACCUUUAUGGUGCCAUUAUCCAUUGUUUAUGUUGCUACUGUGGAGUAACACAUCUACCCCUUCAGUGAUUGUUUUGAGAUGUCUAUCCCCCUCCUUUAUCCAUGUGAAAAAAUAAUCCAGUAAGAGUGCAAUCCUGUGCAUGUUUAGAAAGAAGACAGCUUUUUUCCUGCCUAAAUGUCCAUAGGAUUGUAUUGUAAGCUUUUGGCAGUGGAACCACAAACAUUCACAACUACCCCAUAUCAUUUAUAGCAAAGAUCCUUGAAAAAUGCCAAAUGGAUGUUAUUCGUAUUUACUGUGUUUCUUCCUGAAAUAGUUUUACUAAUCUAAAUAGAAAAUACAGCUGAGUAUUUAUUACAUGUGUCCUCUCUGCUCUUGCAAUUCAUUGAAAUGCAGUGUUGAAGUGAAGUCUUUGGAGCUCAAAUAAUACAAAUGAGAUACACUUUUCUGUCUGAUUUUUAAUCAUAUAUUUAGCUAGGUCUGAAGUCAGGUGUCCAGUUAUUUGUAUGUACAGGCUGCAUACCAUCAAUUCCAAUUAAAUGGUUAAAAAGAAA
Molecule: messenger RNA, 2291 nt
Organism: Varanus komodoensis (Komodo dragon)
Lineage: Eukaryota; Metazoa; Chordata; Lepidosauria; Squamata; Varanidae
Gene: FOXD4L3
Product: forkhead box D4 like 3
Exons: 1
Coding region: 43-1089 (348 amino acids)
Biological process (GO): anatomical structure morphogenesis; regulation of transcription by RNA polymerase II; cell differentiation
Molecular function (GO): RNA polymerase II cis-regulatory region sequence-specific DNA binding; DNA-binding transcription factor activity, RNA polymerase II-specific
Source: RefSeq, a predicted model, not a curated record